UCUCGGUGAGCAAGGCAACCGAGGUCGGCCUCGAGUGUUGUUCAAGGAGAACGGCAACUGUGAUCUUGAGGUUGACGGGGAGGUGGUCCUUGUAGCUCGGAAAGUGAAGGGGAUCUACGUGGUCGACCGGGCGGAGAACGCAUCAUCUCCAAAAGUGGUUCAAAAGGGGCCGCUUUCGGAAAUGGAGCGGGAGGGCGCCGCGCCGGAAAAGGACGCGUGCUUCCUCGUGAAAAAGCCGGAAACGGCCGACCUGCCUCGAACGAAGCUACCUGAGCAUCGGAUCCAAAAGGCGUACGAUACCCACUGCAGCUUGGCCCGCAGCUACUCCACUCGCUCUCCCAAUCGCGCGGGCCUCCCCUCGAGCGCGCACUUCUCCUGCCGCGCAAACUGCAGCUCCCCCGCCAUCGCGCGCAGCCCCUCUCUCUCCGCGACCGCGCGCAACGCCUCCGCCGUGUCCGCCACCUGUUGGGCCCACGCCUCGGCGGUUGACCACGCUAGUAUUUCAGGGCCCGGGGGCCUGUGUGAAUCUUCCCCCCAGAGAGAGGGUUCGGUGUCGCGAGUUGGGGAAGAAAGGGGUCGGGGUUGGGGGGGGGUCGUGGUGGAAGGCGUGGUGGGGGAGCGCUUGGAGGAGAGCCUUGAGGGACUGGACUUCGCGUUCUUUCAGUGCGCGGUACCUGUAGGCAAGUAA
Molecule: messenger RNA, 688 nt
Organism: Klebsormidium nitens
Lineage: Eukaryota; Viridiplantae; Streptophyta; Klebsormidiophyceae; Klebsormidiales; Klebsormidiaceae
Source: the annotation of a GenBank genome assembly